Molecule: messenger RNA, 603 nt
Organism: Eimeria acervulina
Lineage: Eukaryota; Apicomplexa; Conoidasida; Eucoccidiorida; Eimeriidae
Product: SGS domain-containing protein, putative
Exons: 5
Coding region: 1-603 (200 amino acids)
Biological process (GO): protein stabilization
Molecular function (GO): protein-folding chaperone binding
Source: RefSeq, a predicted model, not a curated record
AUGCAGAAUGCGGAGAAGAUCUUCAUAACAUUUUUUGUGAAAUCUCUACAACCUUCUGACGUCAACGUGGAUAUUUCUCCUCAGUCCCUCAAAGUACAAAUUCAAAACCCAUUAAUAAAUCAAGAAGCCGCAAAAAAUCAGCAGCAACUCUACGAAUUUCACGUUCAGAAACUCAGGCAUGAAGUAACUCCGGAACAUUCAUCUUAUGAGAUUCACAAAACUAAGCUUGAAGUGGUGCUGUCUAAAAAGGAAGUAGGGGAGACAUGGGCUGCUUUAGAGGCCGUCAAGGAGGCGCAGGAGCAGCAGACGGCUGCAGCUCGAGUUUAUCCAUCAUCAAAGAAGAAAAUUGAUUGGAACAAAAUGGAGAAGGAAAUAGCAGCAGAACUUGAAUCUGAACAGCUUGAAGGGGAACAUGCGCUGCAGAAACUGUUUAGAGAUAUAUAUGGAAGAGGCGAUGAAGACACCCGAAGGGCGAUGAUUAAAUCUUUUCAAACAUCAGGAGGCACCGUUCUAUCAACGAACUGGGCAGACGUAAAAGACAAAGAUUAUGAAAAAACGCUGGAGGCCCCUGAAGGUCAAGAAGUCCGUUCGUGGAAUUCUUGA